This is a messenger RNA of Mytilinidion resinicola, 612 nucleotides long. RefSeq lists its product as uncharacterized. The transcript has 4 exons. The coding region runs from base 60 to 368 and encodes 102 amino acids. NCBI's taxonomy places the organism in Eukaryota, Fungi, Ascomycota, Dothideomycetes, Mytilinidiales, Mytilinidiaceae. The record is from RefSeq and is a predicted model, not a curated record.
GCGGCGGGAGGGAGGAGGUGGAUAUGUUUGAGACGAGUCUGCAGAGGUGGGGGUUGAGGAUGGAUUAUGAGGCGUGUUUGGCGUAUCUGCUAUUGCCGCCGGUGGGGGGUGUGCUGUUGUUGGUGUUGGAGCAUCGGAGUGAUUAUGUGAGGUUUCACGCAUGGCAGUCUAGCUUACUGUUUGCGUUCAUCUUUGUCAUCCACAUCAUAUUCUCCUGGACGAGCAUAAUAUCAUGGCUGCUAUUCGCCUGCGAUAUUGCUCUCAUAGGGUAUCUCACAUUCCGGGCGUACAAGGAUGCCGAGACCCUCGAUCGAUUCGAAGUCCCCUUCUUUGGACCCCUCGCCAGCUCGAUAUUAGAUGACGAGUGACACGGAGUCAAGUCUACGGCCUAUGUCAAGGGAAUGGCAUAGGAGUUUCUGAUGCAAUGUAUACUUCUCUGUACUAAACAGCAUGCAAGGCGUUUGGGAGGGUUGUUUGAAUACCCACUUCAUUGCAAUGGCUUUUGCACGGGUUCAUGUGGUGGUAGUUUCUUAAGUACAUUGUCGAGAGCCCCAUACAAGUACUUAAUUUAUAAUUUCCGUGUAUCAAGUGCUGGCUCUUUCGUGAUACUGU